This is a messenger RNA of Copidosoma floridanum, 1862 nucleotides long. It is a transcript of the gene Pdfr, whose product is annotated as Pigment-dispersing factor receptor. Gene Ontology annotation, molecular function: G protein-coupled peptide receptor activity. Gene Ontology annotation, cellular component: plasma membrane. Gene Ontology annotation, biological process: adenylate cyclase-modulating G protein-coupled receptor signaling pathway; cell surface receptor signaling pathway. The record is from RefSeq and is a predicted model, not a curated record. NCBI's taxonomy places the organism in Eukaryota, Metazoa, Arthropoda, Insecta, Hymenoptera, Encyrtidae.
CAGACGAGCAUCAGUCGUCGCUGUUGACGAAGGAGUCGGUGGUUUAGCUACUCGUCUUCGUCUCUGUUGUCGUGGUCCGUCUGUGCUGUUGCUGGGAGCAUGACUGGCAAGGCUAAGGCCAUUGGUGCUAACUUCUCGGGCACCAACAGUAGCAACAUGGAGUGCGAGGCUCUGCACAGGGAUUUCGUCAUACCCGAUGACGAAAUCUGGUGCAAUUGGACAUUUGACUCGAUACUCUGUUGGCCUCCAACAAAAGCAUCAACGAUGAGUAGGUUAAGAUGUCCUCAGCUAAACGGAGUCGAUACGAGAAAUUUCGUGGAAAAGCGAUGCGGCGAGAACGGAAGCUGGGAGGGCAAGGUCGGCGAACUCAGUCCGCCCAGUGGCUGGACGAACUACACCCCCUGCUUCACCCCAGAGAUGAUGCUGCUUCUGCAAAAACUCUACACUGGCAGCGAGGAUCUCGCCAACGCACGAAUCGAUAUUGCGGCAAAAACGAGAUACUUGGAAUUUGUGGGGCUUACGUUGUCUCUAACAGCUUUACUCGUUUCCUUAUCGAUUUUCUGCCGAUUUAGAACUCUUAGAAACACACGAACUCGAAUACACAAAAACCUCUUCGUAGCAAUGAUGGUCCAAGUUGUGAUAAAAUUGACAUUGUACAUAGAUCAAGCACUCUCCAACAUGAAUGCCUACGACCAACAGUAUAGUAUACAGAAUACGCCCAUAUUAUGCGAGGGCUUCUACGUACUUCUUGAAUAUGCCAGAACAGCGAUGUUUACGUGGAUGUUCAUUGAAGGCUUUUUCCUUCACAAUAAGGUUACUGUAGCGGUCUUCACAGAAACGUCUGGUUAUCAGAUGUACCGAGUCAUCGGUUGGGGCUAUCCUAUCUUCAUGACUGCGGGCUGGACUGUAGUCACCGCAAUUUAUUACCAUCCAUCGAAAUGCUGGUGGGGUUACAACUUAACUUUCUAUUUUUGGAUCCUUGAGGGGACCAGGCUGGCAAUGAUAUUGUUCAACUGUGGCUUUCUUCUUAACAUUCUUCGGGUACUCAUAAUAAAACUUCGUCGUAGUCAUAUGACGGAAACGGAGCAAAUCAUAAAGGCAGUGAAAGCCGUGCUUGUACUACUGCCGCUCUUAGGAAUAACAAAUUUGGCAGCCAUGUCUGAGGCACCUCUCGACAAGAGUAUCCUGCAAUUUGCCCUCUGGUCUUACAUCACGCACUUUCUGACCUCCUUCCAGGGCCUCUUCAUAGCGUUUCUCUAUUGUUUCUCCAACAACGAGGUCAGAUCUGUCGUGAACAGAACAAUAUCCUUGUACUUCAACAAGCGACAGUCGUCCGGAAGUGGAUGCCAACCUCACCGAAUAGUCUCAACUAUCGACGUGGAAGCGACAGAAGAGAGUCCGACCGGCUGCAUCAGACUGUGUUGCUGUAGAGGCAGUAUAUCGUCCCUCGAACGAGCCAACACUUGCAGAACGGAUCUUUGACCGUGGUGGCACUGGCGGCUGAAGAGUGACAUCAAACUUGGAUCUUCGGGCUGAAACGAGUGGAAAAAUUUAAGUUAUAUCAGUCGCAUCCGUGCACUUGCGAUUUGUAAACUGUGAAACGUUCCUCCAUAUGAGGGCUGCUUAAAGCAGUCCCGUGGCUAGUGCACAAGGACAAAUGCCGUACUCCUAAAGAGAAGAUGAGGGAGAAAUGGAAGAAGAUAUAUACCGAGCGAUAGGUGAUGCAUGCAAAAAACCUGAAUGUGCGUAUACAUAGACUGAUGCGACGAAUUUAGUGCGCUCGACUGAUUGCCUCUUUGUUUGUUGUGUAGGUGUGUAUAUAUAACGUUAUGUGUACAUAUAGCAUUUAAAGAGAAUAUGCA